CGUUGCUCUAGGAGGUGAAGCUCAACUCACUCACGAGCUUCAGAAUGAAGCAGGUGUCCAACAUGGGGAACACGAGCAACGGAUCUCUCACUACUCUCCUCCUUCUCUUCACCAUUUCGGCAGCUAUCUUUACAGGAGCUGCUCAGUUCCCAGUCCAAAGCCAGAACCUCGUAACAGACAACGUUUCAGUGGUGGAAGGGGAGACAGCCACAAUCAGCUGUCGAGUCAAAAACAAUGACGACUCCGUCAUCCAGCUGCUCAACCCCAACAGACAGACCAUCUACUUCAGAGACGUCAGGCCCCUGAAAGAUGCUCGAUUCCAGCUGGUCAACUUCUCAGACAAUGAGCUGCGUGUGGCGCUAUCCAACGUGUCUCUCUCAGAUGAGGGUCGAUACGUGUGUCAGCUCUAUACAGACCCCCCACAGGAAGCCUACGCCGACAUCACUGUGCUAGUCCCACCAGGAAACCCAAUCAUAGAGUCCCGCGAGGAGAUCGUAAGCGAGGGCAACGAGACAGAGAUGAGCUGCACCUCCAUGGGCAGCAAACCUGCCGCAGCCAUCAGAUGGAUGAAAGGAGACAAAGAGCUACAGGGGAAGUCUAAUGUGGAGCUCACGUAUGACAGGAUGUACACUGUGACAAGUUUGCUGAGGUUUACCGUCACAAGAGAGGAUGACGGGGUUCCUGUUGUCUGCAUUGUGGACCAUCCAGCAGUCAAAGACUUCCAGGCCCAGAUGUACUUAGAAGUACAAUAUAAACCUGAGGUGAAGAUCGUGGUGGAGUUUCCAGCAGGCCUUACUAGGGAGGGCGAGAAUCUGGAACUGACAUGCCGAACUAAAGGCAAACCAGAGCCUCAGCAGGUGAACUGGGUCAAGGUGGAUGACGACGUGCCCUUACACGCAGUCAUCACCGGCUCAGAUCUCUUCAUUGAGAACCUCAACAAGUCCUACAACGGCACUUACCGAUGUGUGGCUUCCAACUCGGUGGGCGAAUCGUAUGAUGACUACAUCCUUUAUGUGUACGAUGCCCCUACCACAACCCCUAAACCCACAACCACAACCACCACCACCACCACCACCAUCUCUGCCACUACUCCCCCUCCAGACAUCAUACAAGAAGCUGCGCCCAGCACUGAAGCCGCAGCUCACGACUCACGAGCAGGAACAGAAGCACAGAGAUCGGUGGACCAUGCAGUUAUUGGAGGAGUGGUGGCCGUUGUGGUCUUUGCCAUGUUGUGUCUUCUCAUUGUUUUGGGGCGAUACUUCGCAAGACACAAAGGCACCUACUUCACACACGAAGCCAAGGGAGCGGACGACGCUGCGGACGCCGACACAGCCAUCAUCAAUGCCGAGGGGGGGCACAACAACUCGGACGAGAAGAAAGAGUACUACAUCUGAGUCCAGAUGCCUCUGUUGCUGAUUUUUUUCAUCAUUUGGCGGGUGGAAGGGAGGGUGGGACAUGGGGCAUUUGAGAUGAGGAAGUGUUUUUUGUUUAUCUAUUUGUUUGAUUUUUCCUGGGGAUUGAAUGAUGUAGAAUGCUACCCGGGCAGCUGAGAAGAUGUAGGUAUUUGUGUUACACAGGUCAGGGGUGGGUUGUUUGGAGGGUGGGCGUGCUACCAGAUGUUGCCAGAAAUUAGCGUAGAAAGCGUCACCACAAAGCACUUCCCCAACUUCUGGUACUUUUCUUCAUUUUUCAACCAUUUGCAGAAAAUUCUGUGCCUUGUUCUGAAUUUCUUUUCCUAGUCAUGCUUUAAACCUUCUCUAUCAUGCCACACCACCUAAGCCCCCCUCCCUAAACACGUACACACACAUUCCUGUCUUUAAUUAUCAACCUCCUGUUGGCUUUUCUAUGUAGGUACAUGAGGGCAAGCGUAUAUGGCACCUCCCGACACUGUGGACAUUUCUUUCCUCUCCAUCAAAAUGUCAUAUCCUCUGUACUAUGAGCAGGCCUAAUCACAUGACAGCAUUUUAAUUUUCUCGAACCUAAAGAUAGCUCCAGGACACACAGCAUCUUAUGCCUUUAGCAUCGCAUGGAAAGUUCCUCCCUUCCUUCCUACCCGUCCCCCAACAGUCUGAUGAGACCGGUAAAGAAUUGAUCCUGAACACUGCACCUGUUUUCAUUCUGACAGGCUGCAUCUGCACUGCUGCAGAAUGCUUUUAUCCUCUGUUUACUUCAUUAGUUUUUUUCUAAAUUAUAUGUGCCAGUACAUUUAAAGCAUCACUGAUGUUCAGAAUAAGCAUAGGUGCAGACAAAUGAUUCAGUUGACUUGCAACGAUGCACUUACAUAGUCUUAUUGUCCCGUUCUGCCCAGCUGAAAGCCCUAGCAGGUAUUUAUUGUUUUGGUAUAAUGAUGUCUUUGAUAGGCAUUUUCAUCCAGACAUUUUUCUCAAAUCACUGAAAAAAAAAAGGUGUAAAUGCUGUGGCUUAUGUUUGUUAGUUUAUCUUUGUCUUUAUCUGUCAUUUUCCCAGGCUGGUGAAAGUGUUCCUUGAGCACACAUAAAUGACUACCUAAAAUUGUGUCAAAGCAAGCUGUUUUAAAUUUUAAAGUCUGGUUUCAACAGGCUCUAGGGUGUAAAGAUGGAAAAGGAUUUGAUUAUAAUAACGUUACUACCUUAAAAUGCAUUUUAACAGCCAAAAAACAUCUCCAUAUGUGUAUCUCAAUUGUAGGCAAGUCAGUGAGGAUGUGACAUUGAUGUUAAGCAGUCCAACAAGUGUGUAAUGGCAUAUGAUUGCCUGUCAAGUUAAUUGCCUGUUUCUUCUUCCUCGGAGGAAACUGUGGCAAUUGCAGCUAGCUUAUCCUAGUGGUAUUAGUGUUUGAAUAUAAACUGCCCAAUAUCAAAGACUCCAUGGUGCAAAAUACAAACAAACCACUACACAGAAAUAACUUUGACUUGAAGUGUAAACAGUCUGCGUUUUAUUGUUUAUAAUUGCUGUGAGUUGCUCCUCCGGGUUCCUGUUUAUAAUCGUUUUGGGCUUGAAAUGAGGUUAGUUUAAAUUUGAGAGAGUGUCCCUGAAGCAGACACUCCUCUAUUACCAAUAAAUAAAAAGAAUUGCAAAAGCUUUUAAUAACAUUCCAAAUAUUUUAGGAAAAUUACUGUCUAUGAUGUAAUUAGCUAUGUGGAUUUGCCCUGCAUUUACAGUCAUCGUCAACACAUGAUGCUAACCAAAAAGCUCUAGCGACACGCUCAAGUAUCCAUGCUGUCUUCGCUCCUGUGAACACAUUAGACAUUUCACUGAAGCCUAGCUACAAAUGUAGACUAGGAACUGCACCCAUUAAGGUUACAUUAUGUAAGUGUGGCUAAAAUGUCUUAACUAAUUUUCCUAAAGAGAAUUAUUUCAUUUAAUUUUCUCAUUACUCUCUCUCUCUCUGUGUAGUGUAAAUGAAUUUAGAUGCCAUAGAUUAGGCACCAACCUCUGUGUAAAUAGAACUAUGAGGUUAAGGGGGGAAAACACUGUUGUUUGCAUUAUUUUCUUAUUUAAAACAGGGAACAUCCACUGAGACAUUUUAGAGUAUGUGCAUUAUCCAUAUGAAACACUUUCAAUGCAUUUUUUUUUUAAUAAUUUUUUUUACGUAGAAUACCAAUCAGAGGGAAUGUCUUGCAGCUUGAUGGUAACUGUUGCAGUUGAGAUAUACAGUUGUGUGGCUUGUGCUUAACUAGUGAGCAUCAUUUAGCUUUGGUCUGGCAGCUUCUGAACAAGAAUUCAGAUAUCUCUUCUCUUUUGCAUAUGUGAGAGACAUGACAUCAGUAUACUAAUUUGUGGUAUUUAGACUGGACUGAUAUACAUUUUGUUGAACUUGUUAUGUUAGACCUGUUUUAAACGUGAUCGUGGUUUUAAAUAGUAACCACCCGAAUAGCAUUUUGAGGACUUUAAGACAGAUUUGGUGAGAACACACGGUUACGCUAGUGAUUUUGAAGCAUCUAUUUUGUUGUCUGUCUCUUGUACAGCAAGUUGAAAAAGGUUUAAUUGAAAGUGUCCAAAUAUAACUGCUUGUUUUCGAGAUGUGAAUUAGGUUUAAUUUGUUUUUUUCGUUUUCUUUCUGUUGUUUUGUUUUGAAUGCCCCUUGUUUAAAAGUGCAACAGUGUUACUGAUGUAAUUUCAUUUGUUUUAUUUGAACUUGACACAGUUUCGUUUCAGCCCUGUCUCAGGUUCAUAUACAAUUGAAGGUCUGUUUGCAUCUCAGGUAGAAUGCAAAGUUACGGCCCCCGAUUAAGGAAGCAAAUCGAGUUGGAUCUCAAAACAAACAUUGAAUUUUGCAUUUGGACUCCAUACAUGUAUUAUGCAUUUUAUUUUUGUUUAUUUGGUGCACUGUACAACAUGUGUACAUAAUGUAAACACUAUAUUGAGUAUUACGGUACCUUUUAAUGCCUACUUCACAUACUGUAGAAAGAACAGGAAAGUGCAAACACAGUUAACAAGUUGACAUGUUUCUCAUUUUGAUUCCAGAUGGGUUGGAAUUCUUGAAAGUUCUGAAGGUUUAUCACUCACUGUAUUUAGGUUGGUUAUUUUGUCUUUCUGCUGUACUUGGGCAAUGUUACUGUGUAUUAAUGAAGAAAAAUGAUAUCCACAUUCCCAUACACAUUUUGUAUUCAUUCAUAUUAGACAUUUUUACAAAAUAAAAAUUAAAAUGGAGAGUUCUUGUCUUAAUAAAAAGAAAAGAUAUUAAUGU
Molecule: messenger RNA, 4666 nt
Organism: Myxocyprinus asiaticus (Chinese sucker)
Lineage: Eukaryota; Metazoa; Chordata; Actinopteri; Cypriniformes; Catostomidae
Product: cell adhesion molecule 1-like
Exons: 12
Coding region: 45-1394 (449 amino acids)
Biological process (GO): susceptibility to natural killer cell mediated cytotoxicity; detection of stimulus; cell recognition
Cellular component (GO): synapse; neuron projection; plasma membrane
Molecular function (GO): signaling receptor binding
Source: RefSeq, a predicted model, not a curated record